AUGACCGACAUCAAACCACGGGAAUUUUGCGGUAAAUUAGUUAGCCCACCACCAGCGAAAUCCGCAGGUAGACCUGUUGGAUUCGCAGCAGCUGUCACAGGUGGUGGGAGUGCUAAAGGCGCCGCUCCACCUAAUAUUCAAACACUCAAAACUUGGUUAUCGGACGCCACAUCACGUGUGAUAUUGAUUGAUAGACUCUUUGAUUUUACUGAUUCAGAAGGAAAUACUACAGGACCAGGAUGUUCAAUUUGGCCACAAUGCUCAAAUGGAGCUCAAGCACAGGUGGCCAUUGAUUUUCGUGGGUGGUGUGCGCCUGACCGUAAAUUAUCGAAAGGCGGCUAUAACUCCCCUGGUGGUAGGCAGCAACAAGUCAGUCUUGGGAGUUGGUGCAAAAGGUGUGAUCAAAGGCAAAGGAAUAUCGCAAUCACAUACCUGAACCCACACGCGGUAUGGGGUGGCGAUGCUAUCACAUUCAACGGGGCAACGGACGUUUGGAUCGAUCACUGCACCAUCAGCUUGAUAGGACGACAAAUGAUCUCAGCUGGUGGAAGCUUUCCAAACGCUGGGAUCACCAUGUCGGCCAAUCAUUUUGUUGGAAAGAGUCCAUGGUCCACUGACUGUCGCGGGCAACAUUACUGGACUAUCAUCUUGGGUGGCCAAGGAGACCAGAUGACGUUAGCAGACAAUUUCAAUAAUUACCAUUCAGGAACUCGUGGUCAAGCCGCGGAGGUCAGUCAAGGUGGUACAAUGAUCAUGGAAGCGGAUGUCUUUGAGGAUUCUGGACCAACAAACCCCAAUCAGGCUAACGCGCAGAUAGGAGGCGCAUUGUUUGCCCCAUUUAGUCCUCAGGAAGCACAGUCAUGCUCAGGUUCUUUGGGUAGAGCUUGUGUUCCGAACUUGAUUUCGAGGGCACCUUCUGGUGCACCCUACAAGUUCGCUGUCAAUGCGGCUGCAUUGAACGCAGCUAGGUCACUUCCGGCAGUAAAGGGUGCACGUGUACAACCAGCUGCCUCAGUCUUGCAACGCAAGAUGUCACAAUGUGGCGUAGGCAAGAUUGGAUAA
Molecule: messenger RNA, 1062 nt
Organism: Melampsora larici-populina 98AG31
Lineage: Eukaryota; Fungi; Basidiomycota; Pucciniomycetes; Pucciniales; Melampsoraceae
Product: family 1 polysaccharide lyase
Exons: 14
Coding region: 1-1062 (353 amino acids)
Source: RefSeq, a predicted model, not a curated record